Cicer arietinum (chickpea) is the source of this 848-nucleotide messenger RNA. RefSeq lists its product as uncharacterized. Lineage: Eukaryota; Viridiplantae; Streptophyta; Magnoliopsida; Fabales; Fabaceae. The record is from RefSeq and is a predicted model, not a curated record.
AUUCCUCUCUUCUCCAACUAAUAACUCUUCUAAAAUUUCUACCGAGUCAAAACUCACCAGACUCACUGAGUCAAAAAUUAAAUUAAUGGGGAAUUGCACCUCCUCCGAUUCAACUCGUGUUGCAACAGCCAAACUCGUUUUACAAGACGGAAGGUUACAAGAGUUUUCGUAUCCUGUUAAAGUUUCUUACCUAUUGCUAGAACAUCCUUCGUGCUUUAUUUGUAACUCCGACGAAAUGGAUUUCGACGACGUCGUUACCGCCGUCGACGAACACCAAGUGUUGCAACCAGGGCAGCUUUAUUUUGCUCUUCCGUUGAGUUGGUUGAGGCAACCGUUACAGCCUCAAGAAAUGGCUGCAUUGGCCGUUAAAGCUAGUUCCGCUCUUAUGAAAAGCUCCGCCGCCAAUAAAUGUGGUUCCCGCCGGAAACAGAUUCUGUUCUCCGGUGAGUUUGACUCUAAACGUGUUGCUCCGGCUAACGUAGCUUCCGGUGGUACUGUACAUAGAUCGAGAAGAGGAAGAACCACCGCCGCCGGCGGUGGUGCUGGUUUAGGGAAGUUUGCAGCAUUAUUGAGUUCGAUACCUGAGUAGGGGUAGUUUCGGAAGAGAAAAUUCGACGGUGAUUUUAUAUCAUUGUAGAUAUUAGUAAUUUAGAAAAAAAAAUAUUAAUUUUUUUGAUGAGGAGGUGUUUUAGCCUUUAGGGAACAAGGAAGAGAUUAAUUAGAUUCUUUGAAUAGUUUUUGGUCUAAUUACUCUCAGGACUUAGUUAAACCAAAUUCCUAUCUGAAUAUUGUGUUAUCUUGUCUCCUUUUUUAUUCUUGAUAGUAAUAUUGCAUUAUCUUCAAUCUUA